GCGCGCUCCAAUGGGACGGCAGGGCUCGCCCGGCCGCGGGCGCAGCCAAUGGCUGCCGCUCACCGGCUGCUUGACUGCCCGCCUCCGUCCGGCCGCUGAGCCGAGUGCUGGCGGGCGGGAGGUUCCCGCGGCUCCGGGAAGAUGGCGGCGGCCGUGGUGCUGGCCGCCGGGUUGCGCGCCGCGCGCAGAGCCGUGGCGGUCGCGGGGCGGCGGGGGGCGCAGGUCCGAAGAGCUGCAGGUGCAACUGAUGGGAAUGAAGUGGCCAAGGCCCAGCAGGCAGCUCCUGGGGGAGCAGCCCCAACCAUCUUCUCCCGGAUCCUGGACAGAAGCCUCCCAGCUGACAUUCUAUAUGAGGACCAGCAGUGUCUCGUGUUCCGUGAUGUGGCCCCUCAGGCUCCUGUGCACUUCCUGGUCAUUCCUAAGAAGCCCAUUCCUCGGAUUAGCCAGGCUGAAGAAGAAGACCAGCAGCUUCUAGGACACCUACUUCUUGUGGCCAAGAAGAUAGCAAAGGCUGAGGGCCUGGGAGAUGGAUACCGACUUGUGAUCAAUGAUGGGAAGCUGGGCGCACAAUCUGUAUAUCACCUGCAUAUUCACGUACUUGGGGGCCGACAACUCCAGUGGCCUCCAGGUUGAACCUACAAACUGACCAAGGAUCUCAGACCUGGAUGCUUGGAUGGGGAAGGGAAAAAGGGACUCUGUGAUGCUAAUAAACCUGCUCUCCCU
Propithecus coquereli (Coquerel's sifaka) is the source of this 723-nucleotide messenger RNA. It is a transcript of the gene HINT2, whose product is annotated as histidine triad nucleotide binding protein 2. The record is from RefSeq and is a predicted model, not a curated record. Gene Ontology annotation, cellular component: cytoplasm; mitochondrion. NCBI's taxonomy places the organism in Eukaryota, Metazoa, Chordata, Mammalia, Primates, Indriidae. The transcript is spliced from 5 exons. Bases 142 to 633 code for a protein of 163 amino acids. Gene Ontology annotation, molecular function: hydrolase activity.